ACCGUAGCUCAGCACGCGCAUUUACGCUCAGCGCUCGUACCAAAUCCGAGCUCGGGCACGCAAUCCGUUUACUCUCCGGGUGGUGUCGAGAGAAGGCCCGCUUGCUUCACUCCGCAUAUCAGACGUCGCAGUCUGUUCAAGCCUCAACUUGAGACGUCAAAGCUUGCCGAGAGCGACGUUGGUCUUUCGGUGAAAACUCCGUGACAGAGCAAGCACAGGCAGGCGCGGCUUGGAGAGGAAGAAUGGCGGAUUCGGGCAGCACCGCAGCGGUCGGGGCCGCGGCGUCCGCCUCCAACAGCGCAAAUGCUGCCGGGGCUGCUGGCACUGUUGCGCAUGAUGGGGCGCCGGGGGCUGCGGGACAAAAACCCGCGUCCGAGUCCGUCAAGGGCCAAAUAUUUGACGUGGGGCCCCGUUACACCAACCUGUCUUACAUCGGGGAGGGGGCUUACGGAAUGGUGUGCUCUGCCCUGGACCACAUGACUAACCAGCGUGUAGCCAUCAAGAAAAUCAGCCCUUUCGAGCACCAGACGUAUUGCCAGCGCACACUGAGGGAGAUUAAGAUCCUGCUGCGUUUUAACCAUGAGAAUAUCAUCGGCAUCAAUGACAUUCUAAGGGCUCGCCACAUCGACAAUAUGAGAGAUGUUUACAUCGUACAAACCCUGAUGGAGACAGACCUGUACAAGCUGCUCAAAACCCAGAAACUGAGCAACGACCAUGUUUGCUAUUUCCUCUACCAGAUCCUGCGAGGACUCAAAUACAUUCACUCUGCCAAUGUGUUGCACCGUGACCUCAAACCCUCCAACCUGCUCAUCAACACCACUUGCGACCUCAAGAUUUGUGACUUUGGCCUGGCGCGGAUUGCUGACCCUGAGCACGACCACACAGGAUUCUUGACUGAGUACGUGGCCACGCGUUGGUACAGGGCUCCAGAAAUCAUGCUCAACUCAAAGGGCUACUCUAAGUCCAUUGACAUCUGGUCAGUGGGCUGUAUCUUGGCUGAGAUGUUAUCAAACAAGCCCAUCUUCCCUGGGAAACAUUAUCUGGAUCAGCUCAACCACAUUUUGGGUGUCCUUGGGUCUCCAUCCCAAGAAGAUCUGAACUGUAUCAUUAAUAUGAAAGCCCGAAACUAUCUGCAGUCUCUGCCAGAAAAACCCAAGAUCCCCUGGGAGAAGCUUUUCUGCAGAGGCGACUCUAAAGCUCUGGACCUGCUAGGCCGCAUGUUGACCUUUAACCCCAACAAGCGUAUCAGUGUUGAGGAGGCGCUGGCUCAUCCUUAUCUGGAGCAGUACUACGACCCCACAGAUGAGCCAGUGGCAGAAGAGCCCUUCACUUUCACCAUGGAGUUGGAUGACCUUCCCAAGGAGAAGCUGAAGGAACUCAUAUUUGAAGAGACUGCUCGCUUCCAGGAGACUUACCAGGGCUCCUGAGACUCACGGUCUACGAGGCUCAACGCCAACCAUAGGCUUGGAACCUGAAGACACCUCCCCCAGAUGACAUGCUUAAUUACAAGAAAAUGCAUCCUCAAGAAUCCAAGGAAGAGAUAACUAUGAACAUUGGCUGCUUUUCUUUCCAUUUUCACUGCAAGCAAGCUAAGUGUUUCUCUUUGAUUUGUGUGGUCAAGUGGGGCCGUCGUCUCUCCCCACUCCUUUAAAAACAUUUUCAUUUUCUGUUAAGUGUCCAGCUUCCCUCCAUAGUAACCUCUCAUUCUCUGAUUAAUCUUUUUUUUUUCCAGCUCUUUUGCCUGUCUUCUCAUAUAAACUACUACUCCUUAUUAACCAACAAGCACGGUUACACUGUCUUGCUACAUACAUACAUGUACAUUAGAACUUGCAAUUGAGGGCUAAAAGAAUGGGGGUGCUUAUUGUGUAGGUUUAUGUACAUUACUACAAAAUAUAUAUACAAAAACGUUUUCAUUUUAAGUGGAGUCAUCACAGCUUUCAUUCAUUGCUUUAAAAUCAGCUUAGUUGUAUUUAUGUUGUGUGAUUUAUCUGUACGAGUCAUUUUUGAAUUUCAGGCAAAUGUUUUUAUUGGCAUGUUUACAGGUUUUUUUGUUCCAAAUGAUGUUCAUAUGAAUGCAUGCAUUCCUGAAAUUAACCAAAGUGGAUGGGAGAUGCAAGGAACUAUUGUGGGAAACGACCAUGUGUUGUGUUUUUGAACCAUUUAAAAUAUUUCUUGAGCUACAGCUCAGAAAAAGGGUAGACGGAUUGAACUCUUCCCUCUACUUGCAUUAGAUUAAUCACACGAUUGUGUGGUAAUUGGAUCAGUCAUAUUGCCAAGUUACAGAAAGCUCCAGACUACCUUUGGAUGCAUUCUGCAGAUAUUGUGCACCUACAUGGUUCAUAUUGUGUAUUAGAGGUUGUAUGACCAAUUAAAGCACAAAUGCCACCAUUGCACAGACAUGAGACACCAGAAAGAUGCACACGCUGCUAUACCAAGCACUCUUUUCCCUCUCUGCUCAGUACAAACAUUAGGGGCCACUGUGGCAUCCUGUUAUGGCAUUAUAUCGCUAUAUCACUUGACUUGCUUGUCAUUAUCAUCUCUCACCUGCAUUUUAAGGGAGCAUGCGACACUAAAAGUUGGGGAUCUCAAGCCUUAGGGUCAAAUUUCAAGAUGAACCGAAUAUGCAUUAUAACCUUUAUAGGUGGCUCUAAUUUGCCUUAUCUAGACUUGAAUGCACAUGUCCAGCUAUUAAAAUAUGGUGAAUAUGCCAUUCACAAAAUGUUUCAUUCAUGAAUUGACAAAUACAUUUUUUGGGUCAAUUUGAUUCCAUUUCCUUUUUUUAAGUAGUCCUCGUCAACAUUUUGAGACACCCUUGGACAAUUUCAGAAAUUUGGAAGAGUAAAUUAAGUUUGCCUGUAAAGGUUAUGGUGCUUUUCAAGUUCAGUCAGAAAUUUUCUCAAUAUUGAAAACCUGUUUUCCCUAACUUUUUGUGAGUGGUAGUACAUAAAUUCCACAGCAUGGUGGGAUACUCCCUUCCUACUGCGCUAUUUUGACGUUUACACUGAACUGUUUGAGAGGGCCAAAUGGAAACAAAAAUAUCUACUAAUGGGCUGUAAUGAUUGAGUAGAAGUCAGGAAGAAUUUUCAGGUUCGAAUCAUUUUUGCCUCAGUAAAUGUGUGUGAAUGUGUAUGCGUGUGUGUAAAGUAGCUGUAGUUGGGCUGCUUUUCCCAAGAGCAGCUCCCUCUUGUGACUACUGAGGACACUGCAUGUGACUUUUACCACCAAUUUCCAAAUUACUUUUGGCCUACCCACCCAACUUUUUAACUGAUUGGCUGCCAUUGACAGCGAAAGGGCGUACAAUCCAUUUCAAGUGGGAGUCCACGUUUCCACUUCAAAUGGAUUGGAGAAAAGAGCCACAUGAUUAGACAUCUGGCACCGUCAAUGGCAGCCAAUGAGUUCAUGGUUGUGUGUUUGCCUGAUUGUUUAUUCUGUAGCCAUAGUGACCAUGCCUCACCGCAUUAACAAGUGGCAUUGUUUCCCAUAGAUUACUUGACCGUGUGUCAUUUUUGUGCAUUCACUUUUGCAGUCUGUAACUACUUAACUGCUGCUUAGUGGAGCGCCACCCAUGGGUCCAAUGCAGUUACUGCGCUGGCAUUAAUGUAAGGAAAUUGGACCAACAUAUGGUCAGGUACUGCUGGCUUCCACAUCCUGUCGUAAAAAGAAAAUUCAUCCAAAGCAUCGCUGUUCUCUUAAAGCCAUAGCCAGCACUACGACUGUCCCCACAAUGAGCGUGAGGCUUUUUUCGUACACAUGUCCUGAUAUCCGUUGAUUUAUACGCCUUCCCAAACACUUGCCACGCUUUACUCAAAGGGCUGCCUCCGUCCCUCCUUGUGUGCACUUCUUUUCCAACUAAGACUUCACUUUUGCCAUUCACUACCACUUUUUCGACCAAUCACAUGACCCAAUCAGCACGUCUGCACUUUGUUUUUCAUUUGGUCCUGAGUCUUUUCUAGCCCGGCAAGCCAAUGUGACUUUUGUCAUUUACAAGACUAGUGUUGCACAGAUACGGAACUAAAAUGACUUCGUUAUCGGUGACUACUCAGAAAUAAUGUGCCGAUGCUGUGCAACAUGUACGUGAAAAGAUCUAGUUUCAAACUGCUGGUUGCCCGACCUAAGAUGGCCGGCAUUUAGGCACGCCGCUGUAAAAAUAGGAGCUCGUGUCGCCCUUUUCCAAGAUUACGAUAGACAUCCAAUCAUCCUUCUGCUGUGAAUUUAAGUGAGUUUAUAACUAGUUGAUGUCCAAUCCAUUUGAAGUGGGAGGGUGGCAAAGAAUGAAGGUUAAUUCAUUCCCUGCUAACCCUCCCACUUCAAAUGGCUAGGACAUCUAGCACAGUCAUUUGCAGCCAAAGAGUUAAGCAAUGUCUGACCAAGCCUUGAUGGAAAAACUUUUUAGUAUGCAGACAUUUUGUAUCAAAGGAAAAAUACGUAUAUUUUUUACAAAACAUGUAUUGGUACAGUAUCAGCCAAUACCACACAACGGAGAAUUGGUAUCGGGAAUAAAAAAAAAAAAUGGUAUUGGUGUAAAACUAUACAAGAUACAGUACAUAGAAAGACAGUCUGAUAUUCUGUGGUUUGGGGUAGUAAAUGGUGUACGACUCACGCUGUUAUUAUCAAUUUGUACUCCUCAAAAAUCAUGGCAUGAAAUCCUGAUAACUACUGUUUUUGUGUGAAAAUCCAAGACUGCACGUAUCUGUAUCGUUGUGUAAAGUAAUCGUUUUUCAGAGUCAGUUCGAAAGAUUUGUGUAGUUAAGUCUGCCUUUGACUCUGUUUGCGAAGUUUGUUGUUCUCUCGCACUUAGAUUCACCGUCGCCACUUUUCAUGACUUAUUACAAAAGCCCGCCUCGUGCGCUGUGAUUCGUCAGUCGAUAUAGGACCAGAGUGGAAAUCCAAUUGAAACCGCAGAAUACCAGACUGACUUGCCUUGUAUCGUGUACAUGGCCAAAAGUCAGGCUGGCUUGCAAGGCUAAGUCCUUUCCCACAGUGUGUCUGAUCUACUCAGUCAGCUUUAAACGUUACACUGUAUGUGUCUGAUUUCUUUCAAUUGUAUCUUCGGUAACCUACAAGGUUUUUGCUUUCACAACUUUGCGCUUUAGCUUGGAUGCGUCGCUUUUUUUUGAUACAGUGCAAACCGGGUCUUACAAAAAACAAUGUUUUUGUUUCAUUGGAAUAUUCAUCAAGCAUCAGUCCACUAACCCUGCUUGCUUUUUCCUCUAAGAUGACGUCAUGUUAGGUUGCCAUGGUUCCCAACCAAGAGGACUGUUUUGGCAAUGGCACACACUUGCACACGCACACUUUGAAUGAGUGUAUCUGUGCGCGUCUGUGAAAUGUCGCAUUCAACAUGCCAUACACAUUCACACAGUAUUGAUGAUUUAAAUGGCCCAUCUGUCAUGUGGCCAGGUUCCAGAUAUUGUUGUUUUUAAAUGGUUGUUCUUAUUAUUACUGUUGUUGUUAUACCGGUGAGUUGUAUUUUUUUAUUUUACUUAAAAGGGAGUCAAAGUUGUAUCACUUUUUUUAAUGAUUAGAAUGUUUUAUUUGUUUUGGGUUUUUUUUCUUUAUAAUUUCUUUUCCGGGCGUGAUUAUUGACAGUCUUCAGUCUGUUUUUUUUCUUCUUGGAUUUUCCCUCCAAGUUCUUUAUAAGGAAUUAUUUUUAAAGGCGUUAUUUGUCGAUCGUCAAAGAGAUAUGAGUUAAGGGUUGUAGUCUGUAUAUUGUAUGGAUAUUAAUUAAAUGAUUAACAAAGCAACGAAGUUAUAUUACAUUUAAUUGAAUAAAAAUUUCCUGAUACUGUUGCAGUUAUGGUGUGUUCUUUAUUUGUUUCUUUUAUCCUAAUCCGGGGGUCGGCAACCUGUGUUUUGAGAGCCACGUACUGCUCUUUAGAGCUGCCCUAGUGGCUCCCUGGAGCAUUUUCAAAAAUGUGUGGAAAUGGGAAUAAAUGCUUGAGGGAAAUAUAAUUUUUGUUUUGAUAUGGUUUCUGUAGGAGGACAAAAAUGACACCAACAUUCUUAACGUUUUUCAAUGCUGUACAAAUGUGUAGAAUAAAUAUUACAUUUCAACAUUUCUGUCAACAAGGAUUUGCGUCAUAGCCUGCGACACACGUGACUGUGCUUGACAGUGAAGCAAGUGGCGUUCAGUUAUUCUCGCUAUAUGAUUGGCCGAAGAGUCGAAAUGUUCUCCCAUAGAAUGCAUGUUUAAAAAUGAAACGUCGGUCACAACAAUGCUUGCACGAACUGUUUGUUUUUUUUUUUGUUUUUUUUCUGUAACCAUGGAGGAGUUUAUGUGAGGAAAUUUUCCACUACUUGAAGACAGGAGAAUACAGCAUCAGGACUCUCUCCUUAAAAUGUCCUAAGGGCCGAAAGGACCACAUUCGAGGGAGACAGAUGUAUGUGCGCACGUUUGCUCUUUUUUAUAACUUUUAAUAUUUGUUAAUAAUACUCUCUGUGUGUGAUAUCAUCAAUCGCUUUACAUACAUUUUUGAAUAGGCACUUUAAAUUCAAUUCAAUUCAAUUUUAUUUGUGUAGCCCUAAAUCACAA
Molecule: messenger RNA, 6529 nt
Organism: Corythoichthys intestinalis (scribbled pipefish)
Lineage: Eukaryota; Metazoa; Chordata; Actinopteri; Syngnathiformes; Syngnathidae
Gene: mapk3
Product: mitogen-activated protein kinase 3
Exons: 9
Coding region: 243-1427 (394 amino acids)
Biological process (GO): intracellular signal transduction; protein phosphorylation
Cellular component (GO): nucleus; cytoplasm
Molecular function (GO): ATP binding; MAP kinase activity
Source: RefSeq, a predicted model, not a curated record